Messenger RNA from Carassius gibelio (silver crucian carp), 2253 nucleotides. RefSeq names its product DEAD (Asp-Glu-Ala-Asp) box polypeptide 51 (gene ddx51). Gene Ontology annotation, molecular function: ATP binding; nucleic acid binding. The transcript has 16 exons. The record is from RefSeq and is a predicted model, not a curated record. Gene Ontology annotation, cellular component: nucleus. NCBI's taxonomy places the organism in Eukaryota, Metazoa, Chordata, Actinopteri, Cypriniformes, Cyprinidae. Bases 145 to 2139 code for a protein of 664 amino acids.
ACUGUAAAACAACCCACGUGGUCAACUUGACUGCACAGUUUCAUUUCUGAAAACUGUAACAUACAUAGAUAUAUACAAUUAUAAAAUAUAUUUGACGGCGGAAUUGAAAUAAAUGUCUACGUGGCACUGACACGAGUCACUAGAAUGGCACUGUUUAUGAUAAAUAGGUAUUUAGGGGAGGAGGAGGGCAGUGAAUCCAGCAGAGAGUCUCGCUCCAGAGCUUUACUAGCUAAACUUCAGGAGCAGGUCAAAGCCAGAGAACAGCAGAGCGUCUCAAACACAGCUGAUGAAGACGAGGACCACCGGGGGGGAAAAGUACAGAAGAAGAGAAAACACAAAGAACCGGAGACGGAGGGAGCGCAGCGUAAAACAAAGACGAGGGAACAUGAGAGGAAAACUGAUCUUACUGAUGAAGUUGCCAGUUCGGCUAAAAAGAAGAAAAAACUGAAAACAUUGUCCAGUGAAAAGGAGAGCACAAACACAGGAGAUAAAGCAUCCGAUAAUGAGACGUCUGUAGAGAUCACAGAAACAAGUGAAAGUGGUCUAGAGGAAGGUCAGAAGACUGAGGAGUCUGUGGACCCUCAGAUCAGUCAGGAGCCGAAGGAAGAGAGCGGCUCCUCCCAGACCACCUUCCACGUCCUGGGGGGCUUCGAAGAGAAGGCCGUGCAAAAGGUUAAAAGAGUAUUGCCCCAGUGGUUGGCCCAGCCUGACGUUAUUCAAAGAGACAUUAAGAGCAACCUCAUUCCCAUCAGUGAGGUGCCAGGCAUCUGUCCCACGCUCCUGAAGAAAUUAGAAAACAACGGGAUACAGAACUUCUUUCCAGUUCAAGCUGAGGUCAUCCCUGCCGUCAUCGAGAGCGUGAGCUCAGGGCUGCUGCUCGGUCCAGGUGGCUACAGACCCAGAGACAUCUGUGUUUCUGCACCUACAGGGAGUGGAAAAACCCUGGCGUUCGUCAUACCUGUUGUACAGGCAUUGUCCAAGCGUGUGGUGUGUGAGGUCCGAGCGCUCGCUGUACUCCCCACCAAGGAGUUAGCACAACAGGUGUCAAAGGUGUUCAGCACAUACACUGAGGGCACCGGUCUAAAGGUAGUCAUGAUCACAGGCCAGAAAUCAUUUGCUGCAGAGGAAUCGGCGCUCUCUGAAAGCAGAGGAGGUGUUAGCCACAGUUUGGCUGAUAUUGUCGUGGCCACGCCAGGCCGCCUGGUGGAUCACAUCAACAAAAACAGCAACUUCAGUCUACAACAUCUGCGAUUCCUGAUUAUUGACGAGGCGGACCGGAUGAUUGAUGGCAUGCAUCAGUCGUGGCUCGCUCAGGUGACUAAAGCAGUGUACAGAAGCCCAGGUGACACACAGACGUCUGUCUUCAGGAGAAUCCUGCCUGGCCCGAUCACAGUGGCAAGUUUGACCCCUCCACAGAUUCCUCUGCAGAAGCUGCUGUUUUCCGCCACUCUCACUCAAAACCCUGAGAAACUGCAGCUGUUGGAUCUGCACCAGCCUCGACUCUUCAGUUCCACACACAGCAGGACAGAGACCAGCACACAAGGCCAGGACGCCUUUAACUUCCCUCAGGGUCUCGCUGAGUAUUAUGUCCCCUGCACCUUGAGCAAGAAACCGCUCCUCAUCCUUCACUUCCUGCUUCGGCUCAAGUUCAGUCCUGCUUUGUGCUUCACAAACUCCAGAGAAGCAGCGCACCGACUGUAUUUGCUCGUGAAGCUGUUCGGCGGUGUGGAAGUGGCCGAGUUCUCCUCUAAACUCAACCCGAGUGAACGACAGAAAACACUGAAGGACUUUGAACAAGGGAAGAUCCCACUGUUGAUAAGCACAGAUGCUGCUGCCAGAGGCAUUGAUAUCAACGGUGUGAAAUGUGUCAUUAAUUAUGAUGCUCCUCAAUACAUCCGAACAUACAUUCACAGGGUGGGCAGAACAGCGAGAGCAGGGAAGGCUGGGUCAGCAUUCACCUUCCUUUUAGAAGUGCAGGAGAAGAGUUUCUUGCAGAUGGUGACAGAUGCUGGCAGUCCUGGCAUCGAGAGGCACUUUGUGAAACCACAAGCUCUUAAAAGCAUGGAGACCCACUAUGAGCAAACUCUGGCUGAGCUCGGCAACGUUGUGAAGGAGGAAAAUGCGAGGAAGCGUUUCUGAGGUGGAACUGACCUGAGCUGGACAUCCGUUUGUUUUUAAAUGUUUCUCAAAAAAGUAAUUUCUGGACUGUAAUGAAAUGAGCUGCAAAUUUUUUUAAUAAAAUGUAAAAAGAAA